UGCCGCGAAAGACGCUUGCGUCUCGAAAGAAAUUAAAAAUAUUGUUUAGUUUUGUUCGUUUGAUGCACAACAAAAAAUGAUCGGAGCGUUACUACUGCUAGUCAUAGGUCUAUUUGUGCCGACCCACGAGCAAUCCACGCCAAACUCGCCAUGUCCGAAUGUCUUCAUGUACGAACCAUCGGGCACCGAGCAAGGAAGGUGGUAUGGAGUCGUGAACCUGUCCACAGAUAGCACUCUACACUCCCUGUGGUUGAACGUAGUCCUGGACAGCAAGGCAGACAUUUUGGGGAACUGGGUGGGAGACGUCACAACCACAGACAACAUAGACUUCAAAAUCGAGAACACAAAAAUGAAGAUACACCCCGGCCCGGCGGUCGCAAUUCGUUUCUUUGUGCAAUACAACGUGCUCAAUAAAAUACCUAGGUUACAUGCUAUAAGGCUGAACGGCAGAGAGAUCUGUAAUGCCGACCAUCCGCAACCAGCAAUCGACAGAGUUGACUCCAUAAGGCCCGAACCAACUUCGAUCAGCAGGCCGGAAUCUGGAUCGAGACCAUCCGUGAGCAGGCCCGCGGAAUCACGACCGAACCAGCGACCAAGCGACGGAUCCUCGGACUCGAGGCCGUCUGUCAGCAGGCCGUCAGAAACCCGACCGUCGGAUUCAAGGCCAGCUCAACGACCCGGUGAAACUCAAACCAGGCCCACUAUCAUUAUUAGGCCAGAAGAUAAGCCUCAGACGAAGCCUGUCUAUGGAAGGCCGUCCGGCGACGGACCCGUGUACGUACCCACCUCUAACCGACCACUAGAACAGAGCAACGUUAACCCAUACAGCAUCGGUGGUGGCCAAGUCCCGGCACAGAGCGUAUCAGACAGGCGGACCACCACCACAGGCUACCAGCAGUUCACUCCGCGCCCAUCCUAUCCCAGCAGGCCCAAGGAUGAUGAUGACGAUGAUGACAGGGUAGAUCCGGAUGAGUACUGGUCACCAGGCCCGGCCACCUUACCUUCCAUUGGAAAUUUCGGCAGCGGUAACAAAAAGCAAUCCGAUCAGUGCGGUAUCGUGAUAAGGAAUAACGCCAAUCCCCUGGUGGUGAACGGCAGGCCUACGUUGGAAGGACAGUGGCCAUGGCAAAUAGCUCUGUACCAGAUUCAGACGGUAGACAGCAAAUAUAUCUGCGGUGGGACUCUGGUGUCCCACAAGCACGUGAUCACAGCAGCGCACUGCGUGACCCGCAAGAACUCUUCCAAGCCAGUCAACAAGAACACGCUCACCAUCUACCUCGGCAAGCAUAACCUGAGAACUUCGGUGGAAGGCGUCGAGAUCAGAUUCGUGGCGGAUAUCAGCGUUUACCCAGAGUACAACAAGACGCCAUUCGCCAGAGAUCUGAGUAUCCUCAGGAUGCGGAAGUCAGUUGAAUACACCGAGUUCGUGAGGGCGGCCUGUCUCUGGCCGGAGAACCAGAUGCCCUUGAGCAAUGUCAUCGGAAAGAAGGGUUCAGUGGUUGGCUGGGGCUUCGACGACACAGGCGUGGCGACCGAGGAGCUCUCCCUGGUGGAGAUGCCCGUGGUGGACCAGGAGACCUGCAUCCGUUCCUACAGCGCGUUCUUUGACAAGUUCACCGAUAGGGACUACACCUACUGCGCUGGGUACAGGGAUGGAACAACCGAUGAAAUAACCGGAACAAGAAAAAGUACGUCAGUCUGCAACGGCGACAGCGGCGGCGGGAUGGUAUUCGAGAUGCAAGGCACCUGGUACCUGCGCGGUCUGGUUUCACUCUCCGUGGCUAGACACAACGAGUACAGAUGCGAUCCCACGCAUUACGUCGUUUUCACAGAUCUUGCCAAAUUCUUGCCUUGGAUUAGAGAUCAUAUCAGCAGUAACCAUUAGAACGUGCUGCAUUGAAAUUAGAUUGUUAUUGAACAUCCAAUCUCGACAAGAACACACCUCCUAUAGUUUCCCAAACACACCUCUUAAAUUUUAAAAAUAAAUUUCUGUAAUUAUCAUUUGCAAACUGGCGCUUAUAUAAACUCAAAAAUAAUAAUUUAUAACAAGUACUUUAAAAUUUAGUGUUUUUAAACCUAAGUUCGAACAUUUUUAAAUUUUGAAAUUGUGCUCUUUUCAAAAUUGCAUGUUCAAUAAAUAAAGAGAUGGACCGAGUACCUACUCAUUAAUAUUGUUCUAAUCGUAAGUACUUACUCGAUAAACUCGACUCGAUGCUCGAGUAUGACUGCAAUUUAUUAAUUUAAAAAAAUAACUUUCUCCUCCUUUUUUUUUAAUAUUAAUUGAGUCAGCGAUAAUAAUUAUUUGAAAUGCAUCUACUACAUCGAAAUAUCGAAGGAUUGAAAGAACUGUGUCAAUGCCAUAACUCGGCUGGGUUCAGUUUUUGGUACUCUGUAUAACUCGGUACAUCUCUAGCAUUAAAAAGCAGGUAUCUCUUGAAAGGACAAUAUAGAUUUUGUACUUUUGCAACUUAAUUUUUAAAUUUUAUUUACGUCAGUAGGUAUGUACUUAAUUGUAAUGCAGUACAAAGAGUAGAUUAAAACCUUAUGUAGAAUAAGAAAUUAUGAGUUCAGAAAAACAAAGUAAAAUAAUCCGAAAAGAACUUGAUGGAAACCAUUUUGCUUUGUGGCCCACUGGGCUGCAAGUAACAAUUGUUACCAUGAGUAAUGUAUAAUAUCUUAGUAAUUGUGUUACAGUGAGUUUCUGACGCUUGAUUUAUAAAAAACAAGACAAGACAAGCCUCCUAAAUUAAAUCAAAAUGUCUACAAACCAACUAAUUGCGGAUCAAGAAAUCGAAUGCAUUAUUAGUUAUUAUGAAAUGUUUUGUCACAAAUGUGACCAUCUUUGUUGUACCUACAUUAUCAUCUAUAUAAUCAGUGGCUUGCACUGGGUUUCUUUCCAGGGUAGGCAUACAGUCUUAAGAAAGCCAGUAGCCAAAAGUCCUCCUCAUGUACGAGUUACAUAUCAACUUUAGGGUAGGCAGUGCUUUUGCGUUUGUACGAAUUGCACGCCACUGAUAAUAGUCUACUGUUGGACUAAAUGCCUCUCCCAACAGAAGAUUUUGCCCAUAAUCACCACGAUCGGCGGAUGGGUUGGUGAACGCAGUAAAUGCUAGUAGGUAAUAUCUCAGAGGACGCUAUUGUCCCUUCUCUGUUAUAUUCCCUCAGUCGCCACGUACGACACAAGUGGCAAGAGGUAACAUCUGUAUUACGAUCUGCCGUCACCACACAAAACGGUAGCUCAUACGUGGGCCAUUAUGAAAUAAAGAUGGCAACACUUAUUUUAAUAACUGGACGUAGUUAUACGAAUAUGUUUAAACCAAAUGGAGAUAAAGUGACUUCAUUUUAGUCUACAUAUAUGAGACUGUGCAUCAUUUUAGAGCUGUUAAAUAGGUCAGUCACUUGUGUAUAUUCUCAAUGUAGAUUCCUACCAACACAUGUACAAUAAGAGAAAUAAAAAAUGGGCCUUGCAUGUUUUCACAUAACUGAAGUGGGGCUAAUUUGUCCGCGGACUUAAUGUAAACAAACAAAAUCUUAGGUCGUUCUCAUACUGAAGGUGUAAACAACUUUUUAAGUUUUAAAAAAUUGUGAAAGAAAAUAUGUGGUUUAUCUCUAAAAUACUAAAAUAACUUAACCUAAUAAUAAAGGUUCACAACCUGGCAUUUGGCUGUUUGCAUAUUCUGGUCCACGGAUAGAUUUGCCGCACUUUGCAUUAAAUUGUGUAAAAUAAAAAAAAAUAGAACAUCUCCGUCCAAUGUACCCAUCUGUUAAUGAAAUGUGAUAAUAAUAAAAAUGUCUGUGAAUUUUACAAAUAAAACCUUUUUGAUGAAUAA
Pararge aegeria (speckled wood butterfly) is the source of this 3830-nucleotide messenger RNA. RefSeq names its product serine protease gd-like. Gene Ontology annotation, molecular function: serine-type endopeptidase activity. The transcript has 11 exons. Bases 77 to 1885 code for a protein of 602 amino acids. NCBI's taxonomy places the organism in Eukaryota, Metazoa, Arthropoda, Insecta, Lepidoptera, Nymphalidae. The record is from RefSeq and is a predicted model, not a curated record. Gene Ontology annotation, biological process: proteolysis.